CGGUAGCCAAGCCACUGAAAUCCAAAAAUCUGGUUUCGCUCACUCUAUUGCAGCGAACCAUAUAUCAACACCUUCUUUUGUUUUGGCUGAGAACUAUAUUACAAACUUGCGAGAUCAUAUAUCAAAUUCAAAACUAUCAACGAACUUUUUUUUUGCUUAUUAUGGAGGAGCAAUUGGGGCUACUAAAAGUUGUUGUUGUGCAAGGGAAAAGACUGGUCAUCCGGGAUUUCAAGAGUAGUGAUCCUUACGUUGUAGUCAAAUUAGGCAAUCAGACAGCAAAAACAAAGGUCAUAAAUAGUUGCCUUAAUCCAGUCUGGAAUGAAGAACUGACUUUCUCCCUCAAAGAACCUAAUGGAGUUUUGAAUUUGGAAGUGUUUGAUAAAGACCUCUUGAAGACAGAUGACAAAAUGGGACAUGCACAACUCAACCUUCAACCACUUGUCUCUGCUGCUAGACUCAGGCAGAUUCUGCAGAACUUCAAUGGCGAGACGGUGUUAAGGAAGGUUGUCCCAGAUAGUGACAACUGUUUGGUCAGAGAAAGCUCCAUCACUUGUGUCAAUGGUGAGGUGGUGCAGGGUGUUUGGUUAAGGCUGUGCGAUGUUGAAUCUGGGGAGAUCGAAUUGAAGAUCAAACUAGCUGAUCAUCCUCCUGUUGGUCAUGCUACCCCAAGAAAGAGUGGAAACUAAGGUUGGAGUAGUUGUAGAAUGUAGACUUGUUUCUAACAAUUGAAGAUUAAAAAAGAGUGGAAAUAUUGUAGUUUAGUUACCCUUGGAUAAAACCCUAUUUGAUAAUAGAAGGAGAUUUAAAUUUUGCUUA
Humulus lupulus (European hop) is the source of this 816-nucleotide messenger RNA. Its product is annotated as protein C2-DOMAIN ABA-RELATED 11. NCBI's taxonomy places the organism in Eukaryota, Viridiplantae, Streptophyta, Magnoliopsida, Rosales, Cannabaceae. The transcript is spliced from 4 exons. The coding region runs from base 162 to 686 and encodes 174 amino acids. The record is from RefSeq and is a predicted model, not a curated record.